AUGGGCAACUGCCUCUCGCGCCCGCCGCCGGAACCCGUCGUCGAAGCAGCGCCGCCCGUGAUUCCCGAGCUGCGGCUCGACCUGCCGCGGCGGUGGCCGACGCUUCUCCGGCGCGACGACGAGCCCUCGUCGAGCGGCGGCAGCGCGAGCUCGGCAGACGUGACGACGCCCGCCGACGCAUCCGCAACACCGGCGCCGACAGCGGCUGGCCCCUCGGCCGCAGCACUGGCGACGCUCGCCGGCGCACCGAGACGCCCGCUGCCCCGCUCCAUCUCGGCGCCGUACGGCCGCGCGAGGACAUUCCCCCGCGGCACCCGCCGCCCACUCACAACAACGGACGGCACGCCCCUCCCGUCCCUCCCCAGCAUCGAGGUCGAGCCCACCAACUGGUCAGGCCUGCUGCACUCGGCCAACGGCGGCGGCGGUGGCUCAUCGCACGCGGUCGACGACAUCGGCGUCGGGGCAAAGCGGCGGUCGGUGUCCUUCCAGACGCGUCGCACAUCGCUUGCUGUCGGCCCGAGCAUGUCCUUUGCCCGCUCAAACAUCACAAACACGAGCAGCAUGUACUCGCAGCUGUCUCAUGACGACGUCGACGGCAUCAUCGACUUUACGACUCUUGGGCGGGCGCGCGGUGUCGGCGGCGGCAAGUAG
Molecule: messenger RNA, 651 nt
Organism: Vanrija pseudolonga
Lineage: Eukaryota; Fungi; Basidiomycota; Tremellomycetes; Trichosporonales; Trichosporonaceae
Exons: 2
Coding region: 1-651 (216 amino acids)
Source: RefSeq, a predicted model, not a curated record